Messenger RNA from Archocentrus centrarchus (flier cichlid), 2702 nucleotides. It is a transcript of the gene map10, whose product is annotated as microtubule associated protein 10. The coding region runs from base 81 to 2534 and encodes 817 amino acids. The transcript has a single exon. Gene Ontology annotation, cellular component: midbody; mitotic spindle pole; centrosome. The record is from RefSeq and is a predicted model, not a curated record. Gene Ontology annotation, molecular function: microtubule binding. Gene Ontology annotation, biological process: mitotic spindle midzone assembly; positive regulation of cytokinesis; cytoplasmic microtubule organization. Lineage: Eukaryota; Metazoa; Chordata; Actinopteri; Cichliformes; Cichlidae.
UGGAAGCUUAAAGCCCUUGUUAGCGGAUUAGCUGACAGCUUGUUAGCCCUUUAGUUCUUUGUGCUCAAACAGCUUUCAGCAUGUCAGGACAACAAAACAGCGAUAAUCCCGAGACUCUGUUCCUAUUUGAGCUUUUAGUGGAAUAUAUUCGAAUAGAGAAACAUUGUGAAGUUUCCAGCGAGUUGGCCGUAGGAGUAAGACUCCUGGAUUUUCCAACGCUGCUAAUUUAUCAGCAACAGCAGCAGCAGAGCGGGGGGAGCAGUAACCAGCCCGGGUACAACGAGAAGAAGAAGUCGGGAAUGUACGCCUUUAACAGAGGAAAGUGCUGUUUCUUCAAAAUGAGCUUGAACUCACUGCACGUCCAUCUGUCCAACAUCCCGUUGUAUGCUAUGGUUCUGGAUGUAACAGAGGAGACUCCUAAGUUAGCCGGUUCCUCUCUGAUAUCGCUGGCUAAAGCGAUGGACAGAAUCACGCAAGACAUGACUGAACGUGGAGUUUCUAGUCCCUCCUCUCACAGAGAAAGGGGGCUUGUUGUCGCUAUAUGCAACCUCGUGGGGGAGAAAAUCGGAGCAAUGUCCCUGAGUUAUAAACUGUUAUGUCUGGGAGCGAGUCUGCUGCCACACAUCACAGAGAGGUCGAGAGUGCCCGGAGGCCAGCCAGCACAAGAACAUGUCAAGGAGACAAAUAAGUCUACAUCACAGCCUCUUGACUCUGGAAAUGUCUGUUCACCCACCCCGGAGUGUAGCGGAAAAGCCGAAAGCGAGGAAGAGGCACAAGUCUUGUUAAGUAAGGAUAGGAAGGAGGAAGAAGAAGAUGAUGAUGAUGGUGUGUUUGCUGCUGCUAAACAGGCACCACACGACCAAAGUGAAAAUGAUUUUGAAGAGGAUUUAACUGUGUUCUAUCCUCCGCAUCUUUUCUAUUCUGCAGAAGAAAAAGGAAUAAAUGAACAAGGGGAUUACAAAUCAUGGAAUCUGGAUUCAGAGGCUCCUAUAUUUGAACAUUUGUGUUCUAGGGAAGAAGAGGAAAGUCCAAGUUCUCCAGUGAUGCAUCCCAAAGUGAGACACGAUGCAAAAAUAAGCAACCAAGAAACAAGCAGAAUGCCUCCAAAUGUCCUCGGGGAAGCCUUACAGCAGAUGCCUCUGCUAAAUGCUCUGCUCGUUGAACUGUCGCAGCUAAAUGGCAACCAGCCCUUGAGUGUUCAUCCUAGUCUAGCUUGGAUUUACAGGCCUGCUUCUACAGAGCCUUCAGCUGGAAAGACACCACAAAAGGUGCAAACCAGACAGGAAACAUUUCCCCAUCUAAGACACACUCAUUCCCCCAGAAACUGCUCUACAACUAUAGUUAGCCCAGGUUCUGUAAAAAUGAGGGACAAAAAAGAAGAGAUGUUGAUUGAGAGUAAAAGCUCAUGUAAAUCUCCCAGGAAGAAGCUUGUGUAUGGGACAACUAAAACAUUUAAUUUAAGGCUGAAGCAAAAUUUUCCUCUCAGAGUGAACCGUCGUGAAUGCGUGGAGUUGAAGCAGAAUGAAAUGCAGUUAAACAAAAAGGCAAAGUUAGGUCAUAAAAUCAUUAGGUCUGGAAAAAGAAAGUCAAUAAUAAAGCAGAGCUCUGACCUCAAUGAAAAUAUUGAGACAGUGAUGCAGAGCAUCACCCAGGACUCAGCACUACAGAAAACAGUCACGCUAAAACAGAAAAAACAACAUGGGGAAGUUGAGGGUAAACAAUGCAGAGACUUUCAGAGAACUUCAGAAAAGUCUCUCCUUUCUGAAAGAGACUCGAAAUGUAUUCACAUCCCCAGCUUGGAUACUGACAGUGUUCCUCAAAGCAAAGACAAGAGCAAGCAUCACAGCGAAUCAGAUCAAUCACUGCCUGAAUCUGACAGGCAUGGAGAUAAAACUGAAUCUUCAAGAAGCAGCAGACGCAGCAGCUCAAAGUCUUCAUUUUCAGACUCCAGCGGGGAUGGAAAUGAGAAGGCAGACUAUGCUGAUGACUUUAACAGUCUUGAACCCAGUGAUGCCUACUCUCCUGACCCGCUGAGCAGCCCUGAGCCCUCCAGAGCCAAGACUCCAAAGUCUCCUGUUCGCUCCAACUUUUGCAACUCUGACUCAGAAUCAGAAAGCAUCCAGAGGAGAUCAGCAGUCCUUCCUGUGCCCAUCAAAGCCCCCAGCUCUCCACAGCAUACUCUGAGGGGUACGCACAUCAUCCGACCUCGAACCCAAACCUCGGCCCUCAGCUUUUCCUCUGAUGAGUGUGACAGAGACAGGUCAGCCUCCCUGCAAAGUAGAAAGCAAAUGUCAGGGAGUAGCAGAGUGGAAGUGACCUCUGGCACUGAGAGUUUAAUGUCAUCGAGAGGUCAAAUGAGUGUGUUGGCCAGAAACAGCAUCCCUGUUCGAGGAUUGUCUGCAGACUCCGUAUCCUCCUUUGAACCUCAGGAGAUAGAGGAACUGGAGGAUGAGCUGGGAUCUUUGGAUUUCAGGAAAGAGUAUCAGCAUAUCUCUGAGCUUGUGGCUAACAGACUCCCUGGGUACACUAUGUAAAAAAAAAAGAAAAAAAGAAAAUGCAUAUGCAAACUCUGGUAACAUCAACUAUUUUGUUUUCAAAGGAGAUGAGUUCUAGUAAUGUAUGUAUGCUUUAGCAAAGGAGUCAACUUGUGUAUGUUUUCCUUAAUGGAUGCAAAUGUUCUUAAAUAAAGACCUUUUUGGGAA